Molecule: messenger RNA, 2532 nt
Organism: Caenorhabditis remanei
Lineage: Eukaryota; Metazoa; Nematoda; Chromadorea; Rhabditida; Rhabditidae
Exons: 11
Coding region: 1-2532 (843 amino acids)
Biological process (GO): deadenylation-independent decapping of nuclear-transcribed mRNA
Cellular component (GO): P-body
Molecular function (GO): protein binding
Source: RefSeq, a predicted model, not a curated record
AUGACCGAUUCACACGGAUUGCAGUCGCCAGAAGUGGUGGUUGAAAAAUACACAAUAUCAAAAAAGAAGUCAUCAAUCGGGUUUGAAAUUGGCAACAAUGUAACUGUGCAGCUGAGUGUGUCAUCUGAUGUCGAUAACGGGAGAGAACGGGAUUCGUCCAAUGUGCAUACGAAAGUCAUCAUGGAUCACAAAGGAGAAAUUCAAUAUUUGCGUGGAGGCAUUCUGUCAUCGAAUGGACCAAUUGUAGGAUUUCGUUCAAUUCAUGAAUCCGUCGGAGAAUCCCUGAAUCUGAUCAACUUGCAAACGAAGCAGAGGCAUAGAUUCAAGGACUUUCCUCACAGAACCAUCGAUUUGGCAUUUGCUCAUCACCACAAGUUCCUUGCUGUACUCAAUGCUGAUUUGUCCCUUUACGUUUUUGAAGUGUCAGAUAGUUGCGAGCCAAAGAAAUAUAUCUCAAUCAACAAUUGGCCGUCAUCUCCAUCUCAAGAUGAUCAGCCUCGUCUGUCGUGGUGUCCAUACAUUCAAGGAGAUGAUGACGACGACGAAGCAAGUCACAUGAUUGCAGUAUAUUCAGGAAAACAAUUGUACAUUGUUAACAUCGGUAUUCUGAAAGAUGCGGGCUUAGGCGACGACAUAGAUUUUGACGAUGCGAGAAAGGAAGAAGGAGGGCUUUUCUCACAUUGCUUCAAUAACCAAGCUGAAAACAAGGAUGUUCGAAUCUCAUCAGUCUGCAUAUCUCCUGAUUCGACAGCUGUUGCCGUUGCAAAAACAGAGGGCCCAGUUCAAUUUUUCACUUUCAACGAAGAAAGUAAUACUUUGAACGACGCUCAUUGUUUUGAACCAAGAGGAUUUGCAAAAAGCGGACUGAUCGAUGAUCUCAUUUUUCUUGAUGAUUUGACACCGAAUAGAAAAAGCGUUCCGUUUUGGCGGUUUUGCGUUGUUGUUUCCAAUAAUGGCCACAAAGUAGCUCUGUAUGAAUGCCAAAGCUGGAAAUGUCUCGGUAGAAUUCGUUUUGAGACAACACGAGCAAUCAACAAAUUCAUCAGUAUUCCCGAUCCAACUGCUAACUUUAUCCAUCUUUUAGAUGUUGACGGAAUGAAAGUAUACACGGUUGAAAUUAUGAAUUCAUUCCGUAGCAAUGAGCAACCUCGUUUCAUUGGAAUCACUCAGACUUCAUUCUGCCACCCCAUUUUCUCAAUUUCACCUAUUUCUUCCACUACAUUUGAUAUAUCGUCAGAAGAUUCCGAAGAUGAUCUUUUUAACAAUGAUAGCAAUGAUGAUGCGACUGAUGACGAGUCAGAUGCUAGUGAAUCAGGCGAAAUAAAAAUGAAACAUGUGAAAACCAAGAGAUAUUUCGUUGCCAUGGGAAAACGUAGUAUGCUAGAGUUACAAUUGACUUUGAAGAAACACAUUCCUUCACCACUUGUGAAUUUCGUCGAAUCUUCUGAGAAAGAGACAAGUCCUUCUGUAUAUGUGGACACCGAGCAGGAGCCACUCAACUCUUUAACACUACAGGGGCUAUUGAUGCAAAAAACAACUUCUAAUUCUGGUCUUAACCUUGAGGUAGUCAAUCAAAAGUUGGACGAUGUUAUUGCUGCAUUGGGUCGCAUUGAAGCAGAGAGAAAAGAGAAUAAUGAAGUUAUGGUGCAACAAAUUAUCAGCGCACUGGAUGAGAACAUUCGGAUGAGAGAAGGAUAUAUGCUCAAUCGCAUCGAGCAACUCUGUGAGAAUGGGCGACUCGAUACGAUAGCAGCACUUCGCAGUGGAAUCCACAAUCUGAAUGAACAGAUCGUCAGCUCAGUUCGGUCUAGCGGAGUAGAAACAGCGGAGUACAUCAGCCAACGUGUUGGAAGUUCUGCUAGAAAUGCUCUAACCGAUUGUAUUCUUCCAUCUUUCGAACGAAGCUGUGAAGUUCUUUUCGAACGCCUGAAUGAGCAUUUCAGAUGUGGAAUCAAUGAGUAUCUUACUUCUACUUCCCAAUUGAUUCAAGGAACUGCAAUGGCGACAAUGCAGAUUGCAGCGCAACAACAACAACAACAACAACAGAAAAAUGAAAUGGAUAGAGUAGCACUUCUUCGAAUGAUUGACACUGACCCUGAAGGUGCACUUGAGGCUGCACUCAAUAAAGCCAACGAAAGCCUUCUCGAAUUUGUUUGCUCCAAAAUCAAUCCAGAAAAGAUUUUGAUUCCCGGAAACACGAAGUUGAGCCAAAGAUGUCUUCUUGCUCUGGUGUCACAGUUCACCGUUUCUCUCAACAGAGACCGAGAUCUUAAAUUCAGAUGGAUCGAGCUUGUUAUUCCAGAGAUUGAUAUGAGUGAUCCAGAGAUCAUUCUUGUUGUGACUCCUGUUGCUCAAAAGCUUCUGAUGUCACUUCAAGAAUUGAUUGAAAACUCGCCAGACGAGCAAGUACGCCGAUAUGUUCGUUUGCUGUAUCAGAUGACUCGCUCAUCUCUUCUCCAGCCUGCAACACCAUCACAGAGAACAUCAACAUCUGUCCUCUCGAAGUUUCUUUCGGAUCACUCUCAACAAUAA